Molecule: messenger RNA, 1390 nt
Organism: Tarenaya hassleriana
Lineage: Eukaryota; Viridiplantae; Streptophyta; Magnoliopsida; Brassicales; Cleomaceae
Product: DJ-1 protein homolog E-like
Exons: 4
Coding region: 67-1266 (399 amino acids)
Source: RefSeq, a predicted model, not a curated record
UGCUCAUAUCAUAUAGUUUCUGGUAGGACGGAUUCUGCGUUAGCGACAGCGAUCUGAGCUUCCGCGAUGGGAUCGGCGGCACAGAAAUCGGCGUUGAUACUAUGCGGUGACUACAUGGAAGCCUACGAGACGGUGGUGCCUCUCUACGUUCUCCAGGCGUUUGGCGUUUGCGUUUACUGCGUUUCCCCUGGCCGCGUUUCCGGCGACCGCUGCGUUAUGGCCGCUCACGAUUUCUUGGGCCACGAGCUUUAUACCGAGCUUGUGGUCGACCACUUAACCCUAAACGCCAACUUCGACGACGUCAUCCCGGAGAACUACGACGCCAUUAUCAUCCCAGGAGGCAGAUUCACGGAGCUUCUGAGCGCCGACGAGAAAUGCGUCAACCUCGUCGCGAAAUUCGCUGGGGCCAAGAAGCUGAUCUUCACCAGCUGCCACAGCCAGAUCAUGCUCAUGGCCGCCGGAAUCCUCGCCGACGGCGGACUAAAGUGCACGGCCUUCGAGAGCCUGAAGCCUCUGAUCGAACUCUCCGGCGGCGCGUGGUGGCAACAGCCCGGUAUCCAGAGCGUGUUCGACAUCACCGAUUGCGUUAAGGACGGUAAUCUCGUGAGCGCGAUUGGGUGGCCGACGCAUGGGCAUUGGAUUAGGGUUUUGCUCGAGUCUCUGGGGAUGAAGAUCUCGAGCUUGAAGGAGAAGCAGAGUUCUGUGCUUUUCCUCAUCGGGGAUUAUGUGGAAGACUACGGUAUCAAUGUACCGUUCAGAACACUCCAAGCUUUGGGAUGCAAAGUUGAUGCAGUGACGCCAAACAAGAAGAGAGGACAGACCUGUGUUACGGCUGUUUAUGAUCUCGAGGAGGGUAGGCAGCUUCCCGUCGAGAAGCACGGCCACAACUUCUUCGUGACAGCCGAGUGGGAUGAUGUAUGUGUGGAUGAUUACGACUGCGUCGUGAUUCCUGGAGGGAGAUCUCCCGAGCUUCUGGUGAUGAAUGAAAAGGCUAUUGCUUUAGUCAACAAGUUUGCGGAAAAGGGUAAGCUUUUAGCUGCCGUUGGACAGGGGAAAUGGCUACUGGCUGCAGCCGGUGUUCUUAAGGGGAGGCGAUGUGCGAGUAGCUACGGGAUGAAAGUGACGGUGAAGGUAGCGGGAGGCGAAGCCGUGGAGUCGGAGGGAUGCGUGGCCGACGGUAAGCUGGUGACGGCCGCAUCGGCCUCCGACCUGCCCGAGUUCCUGUCAGCAUUGUCAAGUGCUCUUGAUCUUUCUGUUGCGUUUUGAGAUGGUUUCUUUAUCUUUGGAGAAAAAUCUAUGUUCCUGCAGAACGAGGUGGAAUCUGUUUCCAUACAACUUUUGAAUAUAUAUUUUACUAAUGAUGAAUCUAUUCGUACCUUUAAUCGUUUUA